Messenger RNA from Klebsormidium nitens, 2128 nucleotides. The record is from the annotation of a GenBank genome assembly. NCBI's taxonomy places the organism in Eukaryota, Viridiplantae, Streptophyta, Klebsormidiophyceae, Klebsormidiales, Klebsormidiaceae.
UCUUGAAAGUUUUUUGUGUCUGCACAAUUGCAAUUUGCAAUAAUAGGGCUUCGACUUUUUGGGGGGAGAGAAGAGAAGGAAACGUAGACGCCUCUCUUCAGGGAUUGAAUGGACUCAGAGUGUCAGGAGUAGAAGGCAUUUCGGCUUUUUUGACAAGAUUACUUUAAAAAAUUGUGGUGAUGCAGCGGUGAUGUGGAGAGUGCUUUGUGGUAAAACUCAAUAGCUGCAAUGGCGGUGAUGUUGGAGACGAGCCUGGGUGAGCUGGUGGUGGACCUGUUCACGGACGACUGCCCAAUCACAACCAGGAACUUUUUGAAGCUGUGCAAGAUCAAGUACUACAAUAACUGCCUCUUCCAUGACGUCAAGAAGGACUUUCUGGCGCAGACUGGGGACCCCACAGGCACCGGGAAAGGAGGGGACUCUAUCUACAAGUUUCUGUACGGCGACCAGGCGCGCUUCUUUGAGGACGAGAUCCAUCCGAAACUGAAGCACGCAAAGAAAGGAACCGUGGCGAUGGCGAGCGGGGGGGAGAACCUGAACGCAUCCCAAUUCUACAUCACGCUCAGGGACGAGCUGGAUUACCUGGAUGAAAAGCACACAGUUUUCGGCGAGGUAGCUGAGGGCUUUGAAGCGUUGGACCGAAUCAACGAAACCUUCGUCGACGAGUCUGGGAGGCCGUACAAAAACCUCCGCAUCAAGCAUACCCACGUGCUGGACGAUCCGUUUGAAGAUCCUCCGGGGCUCGAGGCGCUCAUCCCGGACCGCUCGCCCGACUUUGUUCCGGACGAGGGCCCCGACGUGCGCCUUGAAGAGGACUGGGUACCCAUGGACGAGACGAUGGACGAGGAGGAGCUGCACAAGACGAUCCGCGAGAAAGAAGCGCACGGCCGCGCGGUAGUGCUCGAAAUGAUUGGCGAUCUGCCCGAGGCCGACGUGAAGCCGCCCGAGAACGUGCUCUUCAUCUGCAAGCUUAACCCGGUCACGCAGGAGGACGACCUGGAGAUCAUCUUCUCGCGCUUCGGCAAGAUCGUGUCCGCUGACAUCAUCCGCGACUUCAAGACGGGCGACAGCCUGUGCUACGGCUUCAUCGAGUUCGAGUCGAAAGAGGCGUGCGAGGCGGCCUACUUCAAAAUGGACAAUGUGCUCAUCGACGACCGCCGGAUCCACGUGGACUUCAGCCAGUCGGUCGGGAAGCUGUGGAACCGUUACCGCAAGAUCGGGACCAAGGAUUCGGCCGACGCGGGUGGCAGCAGCUACGCCCCCGGAGCCGCCCGUUCCAAGGGCUGCUUUAACUGCGGCCAGGAGGGGCAUAUGGCGAAAGAUUGCCCGGAGCCCAAGGGGGGGGGUCCAAACGCCCCGCCGAGGGGCCCCCGAGUAGAGUUGAAAGAAAGAGGGGUCCGGCAAAUAGGCGGGGCGAGCGGCCAGUACGAUAUGGUGUUUGACGACGGUGCAGGGCAGAGGAGCCGGCCUUCUUAUGAUAAGAGGCGGGUGGAGUAUGAGAGGGAGGGGGAUAGGAAGCGGCACAGGGAGGAUGCGGGAGAGGAUGUCAGACGAUCACGCGAUGAAAUGAGGGAAAAAGGAGACUGGCAUAGAAACGAUCGAGAAGCGAGAAAGGGGGGUGAGAGCGAUCGACGAAAAGGCGAUCAUUUGGACCGACAUUUCCGGGACGAUAGAACCGGUCGGGAAGAGGGAAGGGGCCGAGAAGAGAAGAACGGUGAUACGAAGGAAAGAGGACGCGGCAGACACGAAGCGGAGGUGGGGGAUAGGAGGCAAAGGGAAAAGUCGCAUGAGAGGGGGCAUAAAGACGGCGGUCGCUCGAAAGAGCACAGAAAGGAAGAGCGAGAAGCUGAGCAUCAUCGGCGGAGAGAUGAGGGGCAUAGAAGGGAGGAAUUUGGGCAAAGGUCCAGGGAGGAUAGAAGGGACAAGGACAGGCGGGAAGAGAGGGGCGGCGAGUCACGAAGGCGUGAGGAUGAUGAACGGCAUAGGAGGCAAGGCAGGUAAUAAAGAGGUCUUAAUGGAGCAACAGACCUGUGCAACAGCGCACGUUCUUCGACUCUCUCAAUAUAAGCUGAGCCUCCAUGUCCAUUGACGGUGCCAUUCUCAUAUUGUUGUCUCACGCACCCAGCAC